CGAAAAUGUCGAUUAUUUUGUUUCUUGUUUUGUUUACUUUAAGUGCCGUUGAAAUCUACCCUAGUGAAGACAAUUCGGUCGUUUUUGUACGAGAGGUAGUGGAAAAUCAAAACAACGAAGAUAGUCAAAUGGAGAUUAAAGGUCUGAGUGGAAAUCCAAAUGGGCCGGAAGAAAAAGAAGCUGAACUUUUCAUACCUUCGAGAUAUUGGCAAAAGGUCAAACCAGGUCAAGUGUUACCGUCAGGUUUGCAUUACAGAAUGAAUCUGCAGACAGGAUUGAAAGAGGCUAAGCUUUUGGACGACACUGACGUGAAAAAUGGUAAAUUGGAUGAAAGUAACGCGUGGGUGGAUCACACCGGGAAGUUUAACCAUCUAUCGGGUGAAGAGUUGAAAUCUAAAUUGUCUGGUUUACCAGAUGACGGACCGAAAAAUGAAAACCUGGCCGAUCUGUCGAAAUAUCGUGAUAUCGAGGAACUCAGAAAAGAUUUCGCAGAAAUGAACAAACAAAUGAAAACAGAGUCUGAAAUAGUGAAAGAGAUCACAAAUUAUUUCAGAAGUCAAAUUAUUCAUGAGCUUGAUCAUGACUUCAUUUUACCGAAGCUAGAAGAUCUGACAUAUUAUGUCCAUCAAAUUGAUAAUGCGGAAGAUUUUAUCUUAAAAAUGAAUGGAUUGGAAUUAAUAAAACAUAUUUACAACCAUUCUGAAGCUUCAGUAAAACAAGCUGCUCUGAAAACAUUAUCAGCGUGCUUGCAAAGCAACCAAAAGCUAAAGGUCUUUGCUAUUGAAAAUGGACAAAUUCUACAAUUUCUAACAAGAUCUAUGGAUUCAAAAAUUGAUUCGAAAGUGACGAAAUCAGCAUUUAAUGCAUUAUCUGCACUAAUAAGAAAUUUCCCAUUUGCCCAGAAAGUGUUCGGAGAUAUGAGCGGAUUUCAGCUUCUGUGCAAGUUAGCUGAAAGUGAUUAUAUACCAAGUCACAGAGUACUGCAGCUUCAAAUGGAUUUGCUUUCUGAGGCUGCGUUCGCGCUUCAAGAGACCGAAGCUCAUGAUCCGACAAGAAGAAAACAGUACGAAGUAGCGGCGGUCAUAAAGAAAAUAUCGUGCUCUUGUAAAUUAAUACACAAAGCUUUUACUAGCCCAAAUUUGACCGUUAAUUUGAAUGUUUUUGAAGUUUUGAUUGAUGCUGCUCGCAAAUUUACUGAAGAUGACAUUUGUGUCAGAUCACAGUUCAAAAAAUGGCUUGAAAGUUUGAAACCUGUGUUAGUGAAUCUAUUGGUGGAAAAGGAUUUACGAAGCGGAGUAGGGGAAAAGAUACAGUUAGAUUCUGAGAUGGACGAAUACAGACAAGAAGUUGUCUCCAAAUUGACUGAUUUAGUACAAUCAAUAAAAAGCAUUACCGAUAGAUCGGAACUAUGACCCAAUUCUCGGGUUUAUGUAGCGUUAUUAUCUCGUUUUCAUAUCAAAUUGUAUUUUGUGAUAAUUGGCCUUGUAAAUAUAUUUGAAGCGCUAACACGUGCAACAUUUAUGAGCAAUGGUAAAAUCAGUUUAUUAUGCCAGUGAAGAAGAAGAAGAUUCUGGUGGCAGAGGUUUCCGGUAGGAGAGGUUUC
Symsagittifera roscoffensis is the source of this 1603-nucleotide messenger RNA. RefSeq names its product nucleotide exchange factor SIL1-like. The transcript has a single exon. The coding region runs from base 6 to 1412 and encodes 468 amino acids. The record is from RefSeq and is a predicted model, not a curated record. Lineage: Eukaryota; Metazoa; Xenacoelomorpha; Acoela; Convolutidae.